GCAGAGGGAGGGAGGGAGCUGCUGCUGCUGCUGUUUCUGCUGCUCAGAGCUGAGAGAAAGAAAGACCAGCACAGGGAAACACAAGGCAGGCUGCUGACUGAGAGAGAGAGAGCAGCAUGGCAGGGCUACAAGACUUCAAACAAGGCAGCCACUGCCACAGGAAAACGUGGAUCAAUAUACUACUAGGAAUACUACAAUUGCUUUUACCUUGCGUACAGCACGGAGGGGCACAGCUGCAAGGUUUGUUACUCACCUUUUAUUUUUCACUCCGGAGGAGGAGCAGGACCGCGACCAUUGAGUUAGCCUAACUGACAUGACAGCAGACGGCACACUGGAAAAUGGUUGUCAGGCGAAAAUACCCAAACAGCAUAUGAAAUAUAAAUGCUUAAAAAUGUCCCGUACACAUUUUCAAGUGGCCACUUAUUUGUAUUUUAUUCUUACUCAGACUCGAGGCGGUUUUUGCUUGUGUUUUGCCAGCCUGCUAGUUCAUGCUAGCUUCCAGUUCCCUGUGCUGUUUGGUGUAAACGUUGACUUGUUCAGGCAGGGAAGUGCCGUAUUAUCGGGACUUUAAAGCGGCACUGUACUGUAAUUCCUGUCACUGAAAUGAAGCUUAAUAUUUCUGUAAGCCUACUCUACAACGCUAAAACAGUCGUUUUUGCUGCAAUUUUCUAAGUCCAAGUUAGUUAGCCACCGAGCUAACCUGUCUGCUAAUCAAGAAGCUAGCAAACAGCCUUUGUCAGUCUGCCGAGGCGAAGUCAUUUCCUCACUUGUCUUUAUGAUUAUCACCCACGCUGUUGAAGUUAACUCAUCUCAUAUCGAUACUUAUAAUAACAAAAAUGGUAAUAUGCUGUUUAAACAUUCAUACUGGUUAACUCGAGUGCAUUCCCCCAUUUGUUUUCUUUGCCGCGUUGUCCAGUUUUCACCAAAUAUCUUACUCUUUAUUUUUUUAUUUUUUUUUUGCCCCCUUAAAGCUCUGAGUCAGAUGUCCACCAGCGUGGUCGAGGUCUGGCAACCAGAGGAUGCAGACCCAUUAGUCCCACUUCAGGUAAUCUUUAUUUCUCUCUUGGGUGUGUUUAUGUUGCGUGAUUCAGGAAAUCUAGACGCAAACACAAAAAAAACAAAAUAGCAGCCUCAUGCAUGAGCACGCAUGUGGUUGGUCCAUCCCCAUUGUGUUUGAAUCGAGUUUGCAGCGAGGUAAGUAGUCCAUAUUAGUGUGUCUGUGUGAGAAGAAUGUCAGUAACCGUGCGGGUUUUGUGGUUUUAACACCAUGCAGAUGGUAUUUUUUUAUAUUUUGGAAGCAUUCACAGUUUAAACCUGAAAUGAAACCAGAGCGGGAGGCCACCUGCCAUGUGGCUCCUCCUUAUUUUCUUUUGUACAUAGUGUCCAUUGUGGAGUUGAGUCUGCAGUGCACACUCUGAGUAUGCUGAGAGAAUUAGGAGUACAGCUCCGCAGUCAUUUCCUGCAUACCAGGUUGCAUUUAUUUCCUGCUUCUAUAGUUUAUGCAUUGUGUUAUGCAGGCUUCUGUUGUUAUCUGGCUUGCAAUAUCCUAAACAUCAGGCAUCAGUAGGAGGGAGUAAUGAUUAUGUAAUCAAGAAGCAGGAUAAGCACAAACAGAAGGAGUUCAGUGUUUACUGAUAACCUGUCAGGAGGCCAACAGCUGACUGUCAUGUUACCUGAGGGGGGUGUGGCAUUGUCCUACAGGUUGCGGUUGACAGGUGUGAAUAGUAUUUAUACGACUGCUUAGAAAACAAAUAAACAUUGUGAUGCAAAAUAACGCCAACAUACUUUCAAUGAAUGAUUCCUUUUGUAAGAAUGGAUGGUGGAAAUCUCACCAUCAUUGAAAAUUACCAAGCCAGUUGUACAGAACUCACAGAUACUGUGUCUCUAUGUGUGUUGAAAUUUACACAUGGCAGGAAUUACUGCAGGAGUAGAUUUGUGAAAGGACAUAGUUGGAAGAAAGGGGAAAAAGUCUGGAGUGUUUGGCGUGCACUUUCCAUUCAUCCCCACCUUGCUGACCAAUUGGCAGAUGGCAGAAUUGUUGACAUUGUUAGGUGUCAUGUUUAGAUAGGCAGCCGUGAAUGGAGUGACUGUCUCAGUUACAUGAGCCAUGUGAAAUAGAGCAUGACAUGGGUGCCUUUCUUUGCGCUAUAUUAAAGUGCUGCUGCUGGUCAGCUGGUUAAGUAGUGUACUGUAUGUUGCUGCGGGCCCACUGAGGUGGUGAUGCAGGAGAUACAGUGUCAUAAGAUGUAGUAAAGAUUGCAGCAGAGAUCAUUCUUCAGCUGCAAAGAUCAUGACAGGACAUGGCAAGAGUUUGUGGUUGUGGUCAUUUUUUCACAUUAACCUCUUGUUAUUUUUGAAAACAUUGACCUGUGUAUAGUUUUUAUAUUUGGAUUGGUCACAAGUCAGACUAGGUCCCCUCCAGUCCCUCCUCACUUGUUAUAUUGUGCAGGUUUCCAUCUUGUUUCUCAAUUCCUGUAUUCUGAAUCUAGUUUAUUAGAAAAUGCUGCUCCACUGAAUAUUCCCAGUGCAUUACUGGUUUACCUGCGUCAAAAAGCAGUGGCAGAAUGUGUUCCGUCACUGUUGAGCCUAAUCAGCUGGAAAAUCUGUUUUGUCUCAUUCAGUUAAGCCACGUUGUAGAGGUGCUGGGGGGUAUUGGAGGAUACAAAACAGAACAAAACAAGGUUGUGUCUGCUGGAAUUUUUCAAGCUGCAGCAUGCACAGUUUGCCAUGUUAAGACAAUGGUUGUGCAAGUAUAGAAAAAUACAGUAUAACAAAAUUUUUGGCUCCACAAAUAUACAAGAUUGAGAAAGCUAAGGUGUUCCAGAAAUAUUUAUCCAAUGGUCCUACGUGUCUUGCACUUGGAGUCACAGGUAUAAUGGAAUAUAUUUAAAGGAGAGGCUCUUGCUUUGCCGAAAAGAAAAAUUCUCAGGCAUCACUGUCAAAUCUUUACGAUCUGUUGCAAGCAGUGUCAUACCUCUGAACCCUUGUUAAGACUAUGCCACAGUAUAGGACAUCAGAUGUUGUGUGUUUUAAGAUGUUCUAGUAUCCCUACAUUCUCAAAACUGUGUCAUUGGCUAGACCCUCAACCAGGAUUGUUUGAAGAAGAAAGUAAGGGAAAGAUUGAAGAAGAGAUAAUGUGUUGAAUCAUGAGCUAAUGGUGUUAGAGGCAGUCGUUGUACUUCCACGCGUCCUACAUUACUGUUGUCAGUGGGGUGGCUAUGAAGCCAUGAUGUAGUCUACGGCCCCUGAUUGUUCCUAUGGAAACUGUAUGAUCUGUGUUUGAACAGACCAAAGCUUAUCUCUGUAGGCCAUGCUUAGAGAACAUAACCUACUACACUGUGGGUAAGAGUGUGUGUGAACUAACGUAUGAAUGGUGAGGUUAUAAUUUUCAGCCAGUUCCUCAAAAGCCAUAUCAUAUAGAAAGUAAAAUUUAUGUCUUUUAUGUAUGUUCUGCAGCAUUUUGAAAUGUUUUCUGAGAUGAAAAGGAUUUCCUUUCAUCGUUGACAAACUGAGCUUAACUUCCACAUCAGCUUUGAAACUACAAGAAUAAAAAGGUUACACACAGUCAUCAAACUUAUCAAGGUUUUUCUCCACGUCAUUGACUGAUCAGUGUGUUGUCUGUUGAAACACCUGGCGAACUGCUGGUCACCUCUCCCCUCUGGAAGAGUGAAUCAAAACAAAUCUUGGGACACACAGUAUGUUGACACGCAGUGUAACCUGGUUAGGAAAUCGUGAGCUCUGUGCACAUGGUUCUGCAAUCAGCACAAGUUGAUUCUCACAAUAAACCACAAUUAAGUAAUUUGUGAUUGUAACUAUCUUGAAGGAUGAAGCAUCAAUCGUGAUGCAAAUUUAGGAAAUAUGGAUUAAAAAAAAGAUUUCAUGUUUGAUUUCAUUCAUGUCUUUUGAUUAAAUAUUUCUCCACCACAGUUAAAGCACCAAAGUUAGCUGACUGUCAGGUGCGCAGAAAUAUUCUUGUCAUUGAAACAUCAAACUAACUACAUUUUAAAGUUAAGAUCAUCAUGUUUAAUUAUGCAGUAUUUUAACUAUGGUGUGUUUUUAUAUAGAGCUGGAAAGAAGUCCUAAUUUCAGCAGCCAUCAGCAUUGUAAAGAGCUGGUUAAAUUUUACAUUUUAUGCUCCAUGUAGUCAAAGAAUUUUAUAGAAGCUUUACUCUUUUGUAUGCUGACCCAGCUUGACUGCGGUGUGAAGACGUAUAGCAAAACAAACGGUAUAUUCACAGUUUUAUUCGGAGAACUAAAGAGCACUAUGCCAAGCCUCGAAAAAAUUGCUGCCUGUUGUCUAACCCUCAAAGUCCAACAAAUGCAAAGCCAGUUUUGGUUUCCUACUGCAGAUCCAGUUUCCUGCUUGGAUUCCUUACUUUAUUUACAAUGAAAUUGUGUUUUGUGCAACAUAAACUUUUGGCAUGUUGUUAGAGAUAAAAUGCACAUGGCAAAGUGAAUGUUUCAUAACAGUUUGUAUUUGCAUCAGGCUUUUUUGUUGAAUGUGGUAACAAGUAGACUGUGAUCCCCAGGAGCUUGCUGAUAUAAUUAUCGUAAAGCCUUAGUGUCAGUGAAGAAGAAAUAGCUCACAUUGUGCUGUUGAACUGUACUGAUUUGAGUGUAUUUCUCAUUCAUUUUCAGGUGGAGAAGGAGCGAAGAAAAGAUGGUCUCCCCGUUGAGGACAGGUAUUGUUUUUCUGUCACGUUUACAGGAACCGCAUAAAAUCGAAACUCUUCUGCUGUCCUUAUUCACACACUUUAUGUAAUGUAUCACACAUUCAGUAAGAAAUGACUGUGACAGUAAACACACAGGCAAUGAGACCUGAGAGACAUCUUAACCAUCUUACUUACCCGGGUCAAACAUUGGUCAGAGCACUGGUUGAAGAUGAUGAAAGGUUUCCACCUGUUCUUGAAUUACACUUGGGAAUAGGUAGAGCCUUACCACCAUGAUAAUUACCAGCAACCCCCAAACCAAUGUACAGAUUGCAUCAUGCUGAAGUGUUCCUCUUGUAUAAUGUAGACUAGAAUUAUACUGCAAGACAGAAUAAGAGCAGGGUUGUGGCAUAGACAGACCAAUGGAAAAACAUGUCUACCUCUCUGCUGUACCACAGAAUGGUCGUGUGAAUGAGUUUCUUCUCGACCAAAAAAAAAUGCUCCUACUGAAUGUGACCAUAUUCAAAAAGCUACAAAUUGUAACGGAGCUCUGUUAAGUGUUGUGGCAUUUUGGUGAAUUCACGCAGACAGAUGCCUUGGUGUGGUUUUGAGUGUAAUAGGGCUGAAGCUUUCUUAAAGGGCUCUUUAAAAGUCCUGCCCUGUAAGAAGGCGAUGUUGUUUAUGUUGGUGAGUGGGGGCGUGUGUGUGACUGGGAGAGUUUUGGGGGCGUGUAUAAGAGAGGCACAGAACUGAAUUCCUGACUAAUUUUAGAAACUCCUUGAAAGAAAAAGGAGGGGAGGUCUGUCUUUCCCAGCUGUUUUUUGUUCCCGUCGAAAAUUGUCGGGGAAAAUGGUUGUUUGCAGCAAAUUAUCAACUAUUUAUGACGUUAUGUGGCGUAGCAUACUCAUAAAAACAGCCCUCUCUUUCACAGAUUUUGGAUACAUAGUUUUCCAAGUCACAGAUGUAUAUCCAAGUGUUUGUGUAGGCUCCAGAUCCUUGUUUAUCUUUCAAGCGUUUCCAUGGCAGUAAUGUAAAGAGCCCAGCCCACCAUAUACCUAAACCUACAAGAAUGUUCCUCACACGCACAGUACAGUUAGAUUUGACCCUUCUCUGCAAGAUUUUUGAGUCUCUUACUGAGUAUAUCCGAAGAUAUUUGAGAUAUACUAUUUGGUAGGACAUAAGAUACAUUUUUUAGUACGAGUAUGAGCCUGCCAGCCAGUUCUAAGGUCAGCUGACUAGUUAUUAGCAGUACUAGUCAUGUCCUGUGUUGCUCUGUCAGGGGUUUUUCCAAAGUCUGGGUAACAUAACCCUAAUGACCCCACAGUGGUACCGAACAGUGUGGGAAUCUAGCCAUUUUUAAUGAAGGGAGGUGUGAAGUAAUGAAGGCCUAGUGCUGCUGGUUGACCCCCUGAGCUGUGAGCUGCAAGGCCUCUCGUGCCUGGGUUAUCAGGCACUUAGCAGGCCUGCCAUCACUCUCUCCCUGCCUGGGGAGCAAAGCAGUCUGCAGACACAGAGGUUAAUGAUAUCUCCUCCUCAGUCUAGGCUUGUUUUUAUGUCUUUCAUCUCUUUUUUUUUUCCUCUUUGUUUUUAAUCAGCAACACUACAAUUCUUGGUAGCAGAAUGAACCUUAUCUCCAUUGGUUUAAAAUAUAUCAUCCAGACACAAACCUUCUUAUCUGCAGUUUAGUGUUAAUACUAUGGCAUUAGAAUUACGUGCCAUUUGGAUUGAAUGUAAGUCUAACUCGUCUCCCCAUGUGUACGAAAGCAUGUCAACACCAGGUGACCUAACUCUCCACUGGUCCUAACCUCUCCCCUGGAGCACAGCUGAGGUCACAGCUAACACUGACUUUAUUUGAGUUAGAUCCAGGGGAUCAAAUAGCGCCAAACAUAACUUGUUAUUUUUGUACUGCGGCAGUGAACAGAACCCUUUGGACUACAGCUCAGUGGUGCGCUUGUGUUGAGAGGUGGAGUUUUCCCUCUCAGAGCAGCUGCUGUUGAAUUUGGAGAAAAUACUUAAACCUAUGUCAAGCUGUAUGCCUUCCUCUGCCUUUUAAGGAAGUAUACAAGAAGCUGCAACUACAGGAAAGGCUUAGAACUACUUGAUGUCUAGGAGUGCAGCAUGUUUCUACUUGACAUGUAACCUGACGUGUGCAUAUCAAAAAUAAUGUAGUGAAUGCUUUUCCAGGUAGCAGCUUUUGAUAUAUAAAUGCUUUAAGGUUGUUAAAACUUAUGUUUUCUAUAAGAAUGCUGAAUCUGCACAAGGCUUUUCUGCACAGACAGACAACCUCAUUUCCCCUUCACAUAUGACCCCUCAUAGGCUCUCCCACACACACACAGCUUUUCCGCUCUGACUCACACAGCUUGAGGUUUCAUUUUAUGACGAGUUAGGAAUUAACAAACAAUUACAUCUGCAGUGAGAGAGGCAGGCAAGAGCACUUGUUAUGUAAUAGAGACAACACUGUACCUAUUAUCAAGUCAAACCACACCAGCAGCAUAUUUGUUGCUGUUUGAAAAUGUGCUGCUGCCUUUGCUAUCAAGAGCUAAAUCUACAAGGAAUAGGAAAUACUAUUUUCUCACAGGCGGUAAACCGUGAAGCAAUUUGAGGCUUCAUUCCUGCUAUAGAAGAGCAGGUAUGAGUGUGUAUGCUGGUUAGAGUGUGUAUGUGAAAGCUAAAGCUAAAAACUUGCAUACUCGGUACAAAAACCUACAAAUAAUGUCCACGAGCAAACAGGAAAUUUUGUAAGUGGGAAAGACGCAAACGCGUAAAGAAAUCCAACUAGGAUUUCCAGGGUGACACACAUGAUCCAGAAGUGAGGGUAUGAAGUCUUAUUGCCUUCACUGACUAAUACUCUUUAUGUAGUCUGCAUGAAUACAAGAGUAAUCUGGGUGCAUGCUUUCACACUUCUAGAUUGUUUCUAUUCUAGCAAGAUGCGUCAAUGACCAUCACAUCAUGUUCAAUUGUUAAAACAUCAGUCAUCAGCGCGCCACAGAAAAACAAACUAGUGAUACAUGUCAGGAAAUGUUUUUCUGGCUUGUGGUUUAUCUCUGAAAUACAAUAUAAAACAAACUAUUAUCCUGACAUGAUUCCAGGUUCAAUUCACUCAAUAUUGACAUUUUUAUCCUUAAAACUAUGAUUGAUGUAUUAAAUACAAGGUUUUGAGUUUUAGCAGCACCUUUUACAAAACACAAGCACCCUCUCAACCACCCUGCAAUUAAAGUUUUUUCAUGUUUAGUAAAAAUUACAUUUUGUUUUGUAGGAGGGAAUUCAGUGAAGUUGUGUUUUUUUUAUUAUUUUUUAAAAUGUACAUCUUGCAGAAGACAGGAUCUUUCUGUCAUUGACGAUGUCUCACAUCCCUGUAGGUUGCUGAUCUCCCUGUGUGAACAUGGGUGUGUGUUGCGCGCUGCAGUUAUCCAUCAUGCAUUAUUAACCAAGUGCAUUUUAGCUUGCAGUGAAUUGUUGUUUCAUUUGUACCAUGCUCUUGAUGAAUGCACAGGUCUUUAUUUUUUAUUCACUCCUUUGAUACUUGUAGAGGCAGCAAGGCAGAAAUCAGCAGCUAUUGAUUGGCCGCAGAGACAGGAAGACAAAGUGUUGCUUGGGGUGUGUGUGUGUCUGUGUGUGUGUGUGUGUGUGUGUGUGUGUGGGGGGGGGGGUUCUGUCGUCUCAGCAUUUUCCGCUAGAGUGCUUCUUUUUUCAUUGACUACAUAACUGCUCAGAAGUUAUCUACAUCAGUUAAGCUUUGGCACAGGUGACAAACUGUAAAUGAAGAUGGGUAAAAAAAAAAAAAAAAAGGAAAGAAACGGGAGCAGCAGCAAACAAACGACCCUCUUUUCUCUCUUUCCUCUGCAGAGAUAAAAACCUUUUCUUCGCAUACAAGAACACAUGUAGAAAACCUCACCUCAAAGGGUGUUAGUUUCAAGGUUAAUAGUUUUUUUUUAUGUGUGUAAUUUUUAGCUCAGCACUAAGACAGUUUAGUAUUUUUGUGUUUAAACACUAACCACACUCACCAAAGCAGAGUUCACAUAUCUAUCUUUACAAUCCUCCGAGCUUCCUGCAGACUGUGGCUGCCCUCACAUUCAACAAGUUGAACUAUGAUCACUCAGUAUCACUCUGAUAUCCUGACGUGAUAGCUUUACAGCAGGCUGGUGAAAGGAGCUUUUCUUGUAUUAUAGGAAGAGUAUGGAGAACCAUGUGAGAUUACUGCCUGAACAGGAAAAGACAUUUUUCUACCAUUUGCAUUUAUUACAUAACUAUGUAAGCUUCACUCUCUCAUUACAUGAAAGGAGACCAUAAGAAGUCUUUAUUAGCAUUUUACUGCUUAUACAGCUAUGUUGUCUUUUGAACAUGACAAUCUAUGAAUCCUUGAGCAGUACUGGCCACUUCACAGUUGAAGUAUUGUGUUAUUUAUAUGGAUAUAAACACAUAUAUAUUAGACUUUUGAAUUGUAUUUUGUUGGAAGACAUGCUGGCAGAUCUGAUGAAGAGUAAAAAAAAAGUAAUCUUAAAACAGGCUCCUUGUGUGUUUUUAACAGAUGGAUAACUUCACCCUCAGGGUUAUGAAAAUCCCACAGCAGGUUAUCAGAAAAUAACUUGAAGAGAUGUUAAAUGUCCCUGCAGUGGGAGGCUUUCUCAUUGAAGUUUAGUGUUUCAAAAGAAAAGGCAUUGUUGUAAUACUUCACUUUCACAUCGUUCAUUAUGAGGUUGACAUACAGCAUGUCAACCAUCAUGCAGCACGGUUCACUCGUCUUUAUCAAAGCAAAGCAGUUUCAUGAACAUGUUAUAACAGAGGGGAUAAAGAAAUGUCAUACAGAUAGAAAUUUCAAUUCUUUAGCCAACCCGUCCAGUUCAGGCCUGUCUGUGAAGGUACUGCUCUGCUGGACUCACUGGUUGCUGCUCUGUAAACAACCAGAGAUCAGCUGCUUCCCCACUUUGAAGAAACCAUUACUGGAGGUUAUUAGCACAGAAUGUCAAACACACUGUCACCAAUAAAAACACCGGGGAGCACCCAGAGACUCUGCUGGAGAAAGACUUUCCAGUUUAAGCAGUAUAAGCCCUGCUGGUCUCCAGUUGGAAGUCUUUUUGUGACAGUCAUGCAGAUCAAUUGUCGGUUAAGGACAUUCAUAUGCAAAAAUACAGGAUGACUUAAAGACACUCUCCUUUUCUCCUGAAGAGUGUUUAAUUGAAUUCAGUGCAAAGACAGUGAUAACCCAUUGAUGAGAAAUGGCAUUAAAUUUAUUGAGACACAUAGUAAAUGUCUAUCAGUUGAAACUGAAGAUUGGACUUGAGACUUUUGAUGAUUAAAUGAAGUAUCAGAAGAUGACAGGUUCAUGAUUUGUCCUUGAAGGGAUAAACUCUCAGAUAACAGGGUCUUUUGAUUGUUCCAUAGUGAGCUGAACAAGUUACACAGGGUUUUACAAGCCUUAUCCCAUUAGCCCGGCCUCUGAGCUUUUAUAUGUACGUCGUCAGCUGAAGAUGAUCCUCAGUUGUGUAAAUCAUUAAUGCUCAUAUUAUUCAUGUAACUGCCUGAUUUAUUGUACUAUUUAUUGUUUUGUUUAAUGCAGAUCCACGUGUUCAGUGCUGAGAUCUGUAAUCCCAAAAACUUCGUGUUUCCUCUUUCUUUAACCCUAAGUAGGAUGUGUAAUUAUCAUCAUAUGCAAAUGCCCUACUUCUAUAGUAAUCAAAGACAUCUGGUUCUUGUCUGCCAUCUAGUCAACAAGUGCCUGCGCAGAAAUGCUCCUUGUUUCCCUCGGGCAGGGUACUCAGUGGUUUGAGAAGCAUCCUGGAGACAGUGUUAGUUUUGUCUUUAAAUUCAUUCAUGUGGACUGUCACACACUCUGUUUGAAAACAGGACACCAUGUACUUGUCUUAAGAAAGGCACAGGAAAAACGAGCGAGAUAUUGUAGAUACCGUGUUCAUGCCUCUUUUUUUUCUCUUGGUUUUUCUUCUCUCCACCAGCUCCUCUUCAUAUACGCAGGAGAUCGGGAGGCCCUUGCAUUUUCAGCCCCCAGCGUUGGACUUUGGGACGCAGUAAGUCGUGUUUUCACUUCCUUGUUCAAUUUCACAUGCCCUAAUAAGCUCACGGGUAAUGUAGUUUGAAUUUAAAGUGAUGAAACCUUAGCUUACACUGCAAGUAACAAAUGUUCCUCUUUUCAACACCGCUUAGUCUUGAGAUAUUAAGAUUAAGAACAUACAAUAAGACAGUAAUUUAUGAAGAGACAGUGAUAUUCACAUGUGACUUGUGGUUCUGAUCAAUGCUGCACAGAGCAAACAUUUCAUAAAGCAGGGGGGCCCUCGGUCUUAAAGUACAGAGGGAUGUCCAAGUAUGGCAGUAAGCUUCCUUUCCCAGCAUCCAGACACAUACUGGAGAAGGCUGACCCUCAUCAGAGGGGUUAAGAACUUCACUGUUUGCCUCCAUAGUCCCAAAACAGCCAGAACAUUAGACGUAAUGCUGUGGUUGGAACACAGCGCUCCUCGAAAAGAAAACAGUCACAAGCUGCAUCCAUUUUGUUGUGUUUUUUUCCAUACUUAUGGAAUGCAGAAAACAGACGACUGACCAAAAAGUCCCGGGAAAAUAUUUGGGCACUGAUAUAAUGCCCCAGGAUUUUUUUGUGCUUGAAAUCAAAACAGAUAUGUGAGAUAAAAGUUUCACCAAUUUUUAUCCGUGAAAACUGCGGGAACAGCUCUAAAAAAAACUGUCCUGUUACGUCACAAGCAUUCACAGGUAAUCAAUCCUGAUGGUUCAUAAUUAGAUUAUUAGUGUUGGAACUUUUCGGGUACAUUUUGACAUGAAUGAGCUCAAGCUGAUGACAUGGUUAAAGAGAUAUAGUUCAUAAAUAGACGAGAUGUUGAAAUACGUACAAAAAGAAAGCUGAUGUGGUGGAACACUUUUAGAUUGCAUGUCUAUCGGCUUGUGAAUGGUUACCGAUUAUUUAGCCAACAAUGUUCACAGCAGACUGUAUUUAAAAGGGUUGGUAAAAUCAGGUAAGCCCACAAAAAUAACCCAAAAUACUGCGUGUUAUUUGCCAAUAUGCAGAAAACGUAAAUGUACACCUUCCUGUCAACUGAUUCACAGCGCUUCUGUGGAGUAGGACGUUCAUUUGCCUUAAGGGAAAGUAAACUGAAACUCUCACAGACAAAUAGGAAGUCAAAGAUGCUUCGAUUUACUCUUCUCUGGACAUCUUGAGGUGGAAAUGUCUUGAAGUGCUCGAAGCAUUUAUGUAGUUAAGUCAUUUCUCAGUGUUUUACUUGCCCGAACUAGAGCUAAAAUAGAGCCCUUUUAAAUUUCAAGUGCGUUUACUUCAUGUUAAAGAAUUUUACAUACCCUGAAGAAGUGUCUCAAAAUGAGGCUGACUCAGUUCAGAGUUGUUGAGCAAACUGCUGAUGCUGUGCGUUUUGUCUUCAGAGUUUAACAGUGUGCAAGAAAUUGUGAAUUUCCUGCUUAAGGUAAUGUAGAGUUAAGUUAAGUUUUGAAGAAAGACGUGUAUGUAUAUUCCCAGAAAUAUAUCUAUCAAAACGCUGGGUUUCCCUUUUAUAACACCAUGACUGUUUGCUACAUCUCCUACUUUUGCUGAGUUCAUUAAACCCAUCAUCUCAGCUCACUACAAUACAGUAAAAAAAAUCUACAAACUUUUUAACAUCAGGGCAUCAGCAAAUAAGUGUGUCUGCAUAAAUGAACUCAUCAGUGAUUACAAACUGGAUCACCUUUUUCUCACUGAAACCUGGUUGGGCACAGAUGCGCCUGCCACAGAACUACUCUCAGUUAUUCUCACAAACUGCAAUCCAAUAUUUUAAUUGAAGAUUUGAACAUACAUGUUGAUAAUCUGUCAGGUACCAAAGCCAAAGAGUUUGUCAGAUUAAUACUGCCUGCAGAAGAACAACAUUGCCUCUAGUGUGUAAUUUGUGUGUCUUAGUUGACCAGCACCACAGAUUAGUUUAUUUUUAUCUUUGGUUUAUCAGGGCACUCUUUUGUUUGCUGACAACAGGUGAUACAAGAAAGCGUCAAGUACUUUUGUACCUCUUAUUAAACAAACAUGUGAAACCAAAUGAGGUUGAACACGAGUGCAAAGUGUUUUUCUUUCCAAUACUUUAACUAAAUCAAGGUAUUAAAAACUUCACAGAGGUGAACAAGCAACUCUUCAACAUUAUUAGAUUGCAUUAUUUUAAAAAGGUCUACGUUAUUGUUCUCAUCUUAAGGAAUACAUCUAUAAUAACAUUAAGCCAUGCAUGCACUGUGUGUUAUGCAAGGUUACCUCGGAGACCUAGUAAACUGGUAAUGUAACCCAGUUGAAAACCCCUCCCAUUCUGCAUGAGUCAGUGCCACAUGAUUAAUUCAACACCCUUAAUGAAUGCUUGUACCAAGUUAAAUUACCUGCGUAUUAUGUACCUCUUUAUGAGAACCCAGCUAUUAGAACAUGUGGUCAUAAAACAGAUAUGUGUUUCAAUGAAUUGAACAUAACUGAAUAAUGGGUUUAAUCUGACUAAGACAGGGUGGGGUAAGGAGUCUGAUAUUAAUCUGUCAAACAUCAAACACACAAGGAAGACUGUUUUUUUUACCUGCUACUCACAAAGAGGCAAAUGGAUGAUUUUCCUCUCUAAGCUUUCCCAUACUGACACAAUGCAAAGCAGCUGUCAUUCAGGGACUCACUGCAGUGGCCAAAUAAGCAGGCUUAUCUCUGUCUUGAAAACACUGACACACAGUGAAUUAAAGUCCUCCUCAACCUAGAUAUGAGAUGCAAAUAGAUAUAUUUGGCACAUUAACAUCUUAAAUGUCACAUUUAUUGUGUUGUGACAUUAGAGUCGGUAUAUAAAAAGAGCAUAAGAAUUGAAUUUUGUAGACAUUUACUAUUAAAUGGUUAAACAUUCAUAAUAAUUAACAUUAAUCACUGCAACUUCACCACCCCUAAUGCAUUUUAAAAGCAGCAGAAUGAUCUAAUUUAAUAAAGCUCUAUGAGUAAGCAUACUUAUAGAUAAUGAGAUGAUGUAUGGAAGCAUUUGGCAUUAAAUAUCUCAGCUGGCUGUGGUGCUCUAUGGGUAAAUGCCUCAUUGAGCCUUUUGUUUAUGAUGCCAUUCUGUCUGUCUUUACAGGCCGCUGGGGCUGGCAAGAGCUGAAACCAUAUAUAUACAAAACCCCAGCCAGGAAGUUCCUGUGACCCUGCUGUCAAUGUUUACUUCCAGCAGGCAUUUUUACGUACCCUUCUUUCACAGAAGAGUAAGUGUAUCUUUGUUGGUUUGUGUUAUCUUUUUUUUGUUCCGUAUAAUAAAUUCAUCAGCACUAACGUCUGGUUAACUGUUAACAUAACUGAAGUGUCUCCUCCUGUUUCCUGUCCUAGGUGAUCCCACCCAGAGGGAAGGCAUCUUUUAAACUAAUUUUCCUCCCGUCUGAGGAGGGCAAUGUAGAAAACACAUUAUUCAUAAACACAUCGGCCCAUGGGCUGCUCUCAUACCAGGUCAGUUUCAUUGAUACUCCUCCUGCUGUCCAGUUUCAGACCAUGUAGUCGUGCUGUGAUUUCUGAUGAAAUUAUCAUAUUGCAAGAGGUCACCCCUCCAACCAAACCAAAGCGCUACCAUACCGAACUGUGUUUUUCUGUUUUUGCAACGCUGACAUCCAAAAUAUGACCAGACCUGACUACUGAUGGCCUGAGGAUUGUUGCUAACGGCAUGAUUAUUUUCACUAGUGUUGUCUUUUACCAGUUUAAAUGGCAGCGAACCCAGCAUUGCUCUAUCAGAUUAGAUUAGACUAGAUCACAUUAGAUGAGACAUAUAAUCUAAAACAUCAACUCCAUAACUCUGUUUAACAGUGUUUCUUCACUUGCAGCUUCUCUGUCGGUGACUUUGUGUUUACUUCACCUCAGGAGACCUCUGUGUAUUCACUCUGUUCAAAGAGUAAUUAGUGUUCUGUCUGCUAAUUUGCAUUCACAUGCCUCAGACGGCAUUAUCCUCAUGACUUACCUGCUCCUCCGCCAUGAAGACAGUCUUGUUCUUCCACCUUAACUGGGUGUCCUGCGUCAUCAGACUCUAACAUUUUUUUAAGUCUCAGUAAGAAUUAUGUGAUAGUUAUGAUUCUUAAAACCCCAAAUAAGUUUCUAACACGAUAAUUGAUGUUUUCCAAGGGUGAACAGUUUGGUCAGAGAAAAUCGCAUCUGUUUUGAAAAAAAUGUAGCUGUGAAAUGGAACCUGUGUAAAAUUUUAUUUCCCAAAACUUGAGAAAUGUGUGUCAUGUUUAGCGGCUUUGAACGUGUGCGACGUGUCCAGUGUUUUUCAUAUGCAAACAAACACACCCAAACUUGUAGACACCGCCUUCAACAGUGCCACUCCCUUCACAUGCUUCAAACAGUUUCAGUCAGUCACUUGCUAUUGACCAUUUGCUCAGUCAAAGUUAUUCUGUCUCUAGAGUCCUAAAACUACCAAAUGAAUCAGCUGUAAUCUUGCGUUAAAUUCAGCCUUAACUAGUGUUUCAAAGUCCCGUUUUUAGGUGCAUGUAAACAGUUAAAGCAAAUACAUCGACAAAACGCUACAAUAUAACUGUAGAUACGUUAUCAGUAACUUUAUAACAAGCUCCUGCGGAAGUCCAGCUCAGACCCUUUAAAUGACUCCUUUGUUUUCUCGUACAAUGUCAGGUCUUAACGCUUGUGGUGAAGCUAAUCCUUUUUAAUUUUUAUGGUAACCGCUCCUUCUUUUUCCAGGUAUUUGGUGGGGGAGUUCACCAGGGUUCAUUAAAGUCUGUCCAAAGAAAAGACAGCCUGUUAAUAUUCCCUCACAUCCAGAGCAUUAAGCUGACCCAAACUCAGGUAUGUGUUUAAAUGUCUGUUUGUUGGUUUGUGCAGGCCAAUGCAUGAUAGUAAGCAACAGCUGUUCAUUGGAAACAGCUGAUCGCCCUUUUCCUGCUCGCCAUGAUAAACAGACUGGUUGUAUGCAUGCACACAGAGGCCUUGUGACACACAGCGACAAACUCUUGUCAUAGAUAUGUGUGUAGUCAGCGAAGGAUCUCACAAACACUCGUUUUAUUUGCUCAAAAUUUGAAUGCAUGCAUGCAGAGUUGAAACACAAACACCCAUUUUUAAAAGCACUCGUGCUUUCCACAGUCAGUCAUUCUGACACGUGUUUCAAAGCCACGCAAAAACACUGGAAAAACAUCGAAUUAGUGCAUUUUCUCAGAAGCAAGCACAGGUAUUGAAAGUGUGAGAGAUCUGACAGUUCUCGCCUCUGCAACAGGAAGUGGGGUGGCAGUUGCAAAAUGUCAGCUUGGCUGAGCGCAGAGACACUUGAGCUUCCAGUAUCAGUCAGACAGCUGCUGCUUGUGCCGAAUGCAGACUUAUAAUCUCUCAACAAGCUUCACAUUUUUAACAUAUGCUUGACAAAAACAUUCUGAUUUCCUCAACUUUGUAUCAGAUUCUACAUAAAAAUGUGAAACCACAUUAAUAUUUGGUACAUUUGUUGUCUUUUUCUGCAUUGCUGCUUUGUCUGGCAAGUGAUAUUUAAGCUGGCAUUUAGUACUUAAAGCAAAAAAGCUGUAAGACUUUGCUCAGAGGAUGUGAGGAGGUCACAAUCGUGGAGCAUGGCAUGUUGAGAAGAUAAAGCAUUAAGAUGACUUUAAAAAUGAACUUCUUGAUUCCUGACUCAAACUCUUUCAUUAUGUUGUUCACCUGUGACCUGGUUGGUCAAAGUAAAUCAGCAUUAAAAUCUACAAAAACCCUCUCAGCCAUCUGACUUUGCCAAAUGGUUUUACUGCUUAUUUUUAUUUGCUCAACAAGUGACCUAACCAACCAAACCUGCUCUGUAGACAUGCUGAAUCUCCCCAGCAUGCAGUUCACAUCUAGCACCACUAGAGUUCAGUAAAGCUUGGCUUUGUAUCUGUAAACGAAGGUCCUAGUAAGCUUUGAAGGAAACUCUUGGCUGAUGGUUCUUCAUGAAAUGUUUCUUUCUUACCUUUAACCACAGGAUCUGUCUUUCUCUUAUCUCCUGCAGGAAGAUGCCUCUAACAUCACCAUACUGGGUCUGCUUCUGGAGUGCAGCUUACCCAAGAGUUUGUUCAACAGUCUUCAGGUACAUGAUCAAACACUUAUUGAGGGAUGACCUUAACACUGAGUGAAACAGAUGUUUAAAGACCUUGAAUAAUUAUGAUUGUCUUGAUUUUUACCCAUAAAAAAAUCUCUUUCCUCAUAUAAAGUUUUCGAACUACAUGCUGUUAACUUUCUACAAUUCCUGAAUCAUCAGAUAAAAUCAGAAAGCCUUUCCUGUCAGUUUCUGGCCAUUUUCUGUUUCUAAUUUGUGUAACAGUAACAGAACAAAAACAACUUUUCACUCUGAUGAUAACAUGCAAGAUUUCAUGCAACUCUGACAAAGUCCUCCUCUCUGUCACCACCAUCAGAGAGUCCAGCUCUACUCCCACAGUUACAUACGUCAUUUUUAGUGACUGUGAUAGUCACUGUUUUUAGCUUGAUCAUACUUAGCUGUGAACGGUGACUCUUUCUCACGGCUCUCAUUUCACCCACUCCCCGAAGUUUCAGACGCACUGGCCUUCUGCUCAAACAGACAGACAGGCCGGCUCGUCAUCUGUUGUCUUCAGAACCCCUAAGGAGGAUGAGAUCUCUUGCCAGGCUUUUAAUUGCUCUCCCAAGAGCUUCUAUAAUUGACGUGUGGCUCCUGGUGCUUGUGUGGCGCAAUAUACAUGAUGCAAGGGUUGGCUGCAGGGCGCCUAACUAUACCGUCAUGAUAAUACUGACUGAAAUCAUCCUUGCGUAGUGUUGCAUGAUUCUCUCAACUGUGACGUUUGGGCCUGAUCCCAGAUCAGCACCUGCUUCUCCUUCCUUUUUUAAGACUUCAUUAAGAAAAUCAAGGACUGGCCUUUGGUCAGCAUCUGUAAAUAGACCAAACGAGCCUCACAGGAAGUUAUAAGUAGUCUUGGUUUCACGGGGAUUAGGUUUGCUAUUGCAUCCUUGAGCCCCUAUGGCUCCUGGCCAGGGCUUCUGUCGACAGGUCGUCAAAAGCUGAUUCAUCCACUGAGACCAGCUCUGGUUUAUAGGGAGAUUUGCACUCUUCCAGCACUGACUUGUCGGCUUCUGUAGGGUGUUACUCAUAAGGAAGGGAGUGGUAGGUUACUGCCAGCUUGUUCAUCUGUUCACCAGCUGAAAAAAGAGGAAACAUUUUCUACAUUAUCUUUGUCUCUUCAUCAUCAGCGCUUUUUUAUUGUUGGCUUCAUCACAGUCUCUGAAGGUCUUGUCUCUCAAAUUUCUCCUUGUUGCUACCAUAUUUAUCCUCCUGUAUGAUGAAUGAUUGAUGUUCCUUUCCUGUCCCGUCCCAGGGCUCCUGCCUCCAGAAUGAGGAGCGCCUCAGUUUGCAGAUUAAUCUGUCUGCUCGCGGCGACCGGCCUGCUGACCUGGACAAGCUCAAACCUUACAUCAUCGAGCACAUUUUGGUGCUGCUGAUGGCCCCUGCAGCUGGACCGGCUGCAGUAGGUGGGUUUGUUUGUCCUCCUGUUCUGGUGUCUGGAGGCAAAUGAGUUAGCAUCAGUGAGCAAGAUGAUACAGCUGAAUUCAGAGAGCGUUGUGAGUCAUUCACUCAUCCAGACCUGGGUUUGUGGUACAUGGUAUCACGAGGAAAAGGUCAGUAGGUUAAUAUAGUGUUUAGAUUUUGACACUGAGCAAAGACUUUAUGAGGCUCUCUGACAUUUCAAGUGGUUGCUUUUGUCCACCAGGUCUUGUUUACUUCGACUCUGAUAAAGACAUCUCCAUUAAUCGGGAAUGAUGUGAUUUUAAUGAUUAUACAGCUGUCAGAAAAUACACCAACAAAAGGAGAUUUAACUUUAGCCUCACUUUACAGAGUAACACAGAGGCUGAAGAGAUCAUAUUCACCCAUACAGACUGUCUCAAGCUAACUGUGUUUGCUUUUCUCGUAUUUGUUUUCUUUACUUACCUGAAGUCUUUCUGACAGCAGCAGAUGUUGACCUAGUGUUCAGCCUUGGCUCUUUGAACAUUGAGUGUAUUCUUCGUUACGUAUGCGUUUUAUAUACUACCCUGUUUUUAAUUGUCCAUCCUGGUUUGUUUUACAGGGGAACCGAGGCUAGGAGUUUAUAUGUUAAAUUCUGGAGGCAAAAAGCUCUACAUAAAGGUAAGGAAUUGCUCUGUAUUGAACUUGUACAUGUAGGUGGUUAUGCAGAGGUGAGGUGAACAGCAUAACCCCAUCUUAUUUGCAUUAAUACCCAUUUACAAUUAGUUUCUCAUUCAGCCACCAGCUGAAAACAAACAAGUUAACAAAAAAUACCAUUAGCCUGCCUUUCCCUUAUAGUUUAUAUUCAACUUAACAUUUCCAUUAAAGGUGAAGUCAAACAAAGAGAGGAUUUCUGCAGGAAUAUCAAUGCUGACAUUUGUUCAUGCUCAGACCUUUCCUGAAGCUUUAGAGUUUAAACACCUUAAAACAUGAAUAAGUUUUAACAUUUUUGCCAAUCCUAUGGCAACGAGAAAUAGUUUCAGUAAGGCAGUCUUUAUCUACAAUCCUAUUCAAAUUUCAUUCAAGUUUUUUCAAAUUAUACUCAAAUUUUAAGGUCAGUUUUUAUUUUCAGCAGCUAGCGGAAAGAAAAAACGGUGGAGCCUUCUUUUUUCUAGAUCUCACCAUCAGUCUGAAAGCUCUACUUCAUUAAAGUACUCGCCGAAAUAAAAAUCAAUUUCAGCUUUUAAAUAUCAGUAAGAGUUUUACUGUUAGGAUUUUAUUUAAUUCCCAAGUAUCGCUCCAACAGCCUGGCUUUUUGACAUUUCGAGAGAUGCACUCAGUGAAGCUUUUAUCACUUGGACUGCAGAAUAGGACGCUCCGCUUUUCCCUAUCAGAGACAAGCUGGUCGUGCCAUUGUGUUUGACAAUAUUAAAUGCCAUCAAACCCAAUUUUUUUCACUCAGCAGCAACAGGCAGAUAUGAAAUGUGCUGGACUCCUUUCAGGGCUCCAUUUACCAUGAUGUGCUGAUGAGGUUAUCACCAAUGCCGCUUUUGCAAUUGAGAAUUAAUUACAGUCGUUUCUGGGGUUCGACCUUUUUAAAUCCAGGUCUUUUGCACAGCCGGAUAAUAAACUAAUUUAUCUCCCCAGGACAUGCAGGUGCUGUCAAAAGUGGAGGCCAGUCUGGAGUUUAAUCAAGUUCUUCUGAGACCAGAAGCGAAAAAUCUCACAGAAGUGGCGACACUGAGCUGCCGAGGUAAAAACCCAUUUAAUUUAAAAUCAUUUCCUCUGAAUUCUUGUUAUAAGUGCAGUGGCAUUUGACUCAAGGGUUAUGUAAUUUUAUGUAACUCUUGUGAAUUUUAUUGUGUCUCCAAUCAGGUUCAUUACCAGGACAGGGGAGGAAAUGCACAAGUCAUAUCAGUUUAAAAAUCCUGGGAAACCAGACAACAUUCAACUUUCCUGGACUACGUAUCACACAGAGGUUAGAGCCUUUUACACUUCAGCUGGCAAAUUAGCCCAUCAAGGUCUCUCAAAGUGCUAUAAGUCAUUUUUUCUGUUUGGAUAAAACAUAUUAUACCUAAAAAUAUAUUGCAAAGUGGUCACGUAGCACCAUAAAUGUUAUACUGAAGUUUGACGGUGUAAAUAUAUCAAUAAUGACUUUUUGUGUUUACAGAUCAACUGCAGGCGAACUGUCCAGUCUGGUCCAGCUCAAACAAAGAGAUCCAGACCAGGUGGAUCUGUGGCUGACUAACUCCCUCCUGCCCCUCACUGUGCUGAACGUCAACCUCUCACAGAAGCUGCAGGGAGUGAUGAAGGUAAGCAGCUUUGCUUUAUGUGAUGAUAUAAAGCAAGAACAAACACAUGAGGAUUAGAAAACCUCCUAGUUUAUGUUGAGUGAGCUAUGACAUGGCUGUAGUGCACCACACUUCUGAGUCAAGUACAGGUUUUGAUGUAAGUGUCUCUUCUGCCCCGCUUCUGUUAGGUGGUGAACUUCAGUGCUCCACAGAGGGUCCCAAAGGGCUGCUGGCACGUUCUGUCACUCCAGCUGCUCAGCAGGUCCCUGCCUGUUAACCAGUUCUCCACCUUAAGUCUGGACACCAACCUGGGAACAGCACUGCACAUUCCCCUGUACUUUCAAUCUACUCCUUUCGAGGUAAAACACGAGCUCUGGUGGCCGCUUAGCUGGCUAUUGUCAAGAAUCAUACAGACUCUGAUAUGCUGAUGUGUUGAUGUGUUUGCCAGCAGGGGGAGGUGGUCUUUGAGGCAGAACGAGAGUGUGGAAGGCCUUGCCCCCUCAGAUUGUCAGAAACAGGUGCGGCAUCAUAUCUCAUAACAGCUUGUGAGAAAAAGUAUUUUUUGUUUCUGUUUUAUGUAUGAAUUUCUUUUUUUUUGUCCCAUCAGGCCGUUCAGAGUGGCAGCGCUCUCUCCUCCCAGACUUCUUCACCUCGUCUUGGGAAACAGACAGCAAACUGGCUGCAGAGCUCUGCUCUCGCUGGCAGAGCCACAAAGACAAGCUGCCUUGCAGGUUAGACACACGAAACAGGGCUUUCUUGUCCAAGCAAAUGGAUGUCAUGUAAUCUGUCUUUGUGCAGUAUUUAACUUUGUGGCUGUCUUGACUUCUUAGGUGGCCGAGACUCCCUGUAGAGACGUCUCUUCCUCUAGAUUUUGGUGCUACACCCGUCAAUGAGAGCAAGGUGGGCAAAAGUUAGCUCCUCCUCACUAAUAACGACGUUUUGUUCAAUGAUCUGGACUGAAAAAGAGGUUUGCUGCUGACAAAUCAUCCAUUUUUGGGUUGUUAUUCCAGGUGAAGACGUUUACUCUGAAGAAUCCUUCUUCCUCAGUGGUUUCUGUCGAGAUUCGAAGCCUCUCCUUGUACCCUGCCCCACUUGAGGCUCUGGGCCUUCUAACCAAAUGGUAGGCAUGGAUCAGGAGUACCAUUCUCAUUUUCAAAAGGAGUACUUAACUCUUGAGAGCAUGGUACCUCUUAUAUCAUCAUGUUGAUUGUCAGACCUCAAUCUCUGCUUUGAUUGGCAGGUUUAAUAUCAGCCCGGUCUCUGUCAACAUCAGCACUACAGAGUUCUCACUGCUGGCCUCUCCCCCAAAGGUAAAACAUCCUCAAAAGUGAAGUUAUCUCUAAAAAAUGUCUUUGUAUUAAUUUAUCCAUUUGUGUCCCUAACCUUUUUCGCAAUCGCAUAGAUGACAUGUAAAGUUUGCUGUUCCUUUCUAUUACCGUCUUAUUGAUAUUGAAACUGAUAUUUCCCUCUCCCUGUGCUUUUGCGAUCAGGAGGGUGAGAGUGUGGAGGACAUAACAGGAGAAGGCGUUGUGCGAUUGCUGCUGCAGCCCUGGGAGGCCAGAGAAGUUGCUGUAGUCCUGACACCCUCUGGACACAAACCCAGCUCGACCAUUUUCAUCAUCAGGUAAUGAUAAAUAGUACUGAGUUGUGUUUGGUAUUGCAUUUUUGAAGAUUAAAAUUGAUUUUACAUUUCUCAGUAGAUUUAUGGUGCAUUACCUGACUUUGUGAGUUAGCAUGAACGAUACUGGAGCUCUGAAUCUAAAGCAGCUGAACGCGAGUUCUUUGAAUUUGAUCAACACCUCUCCCAUUGUUGAGGCUUAUAUGAGCUUUUUGAAAGAAGGCCUAAUACCAACAACUUUCAACGUGUCUACUUUCUGCUAAAUUGCACCACUGAUUGUGAAGUAGAUGUAACAGAUCUGUGAGAUAUAGAAAAACUGAAGACCAUGAUGGAUACGAUCUAGGAAACCAGAGUUCUCAGUAUCUAUCUAGUUUUUUUAGUGGUUUCAAUGAAAACUUCUUUACAUGCCACGUAAACCAUAUGAUGCAAAUAGUACUUUUUGGAUGGUUAAAAAAAUGCUGACUUGUGUAGUUUAUUCAAUACUUUAUGGUGCUCUGCCCUUGUUUUUGCAGCACAUGCAGCAAAUUAUCGUAGAUGAGAAAGUGCCAGUUAUGUCUUAUAUUGUGGAAGUUCUUUAUUAAAAUUAGUUAUAUUUUUAUUCAGGCUUAUUCAACUUCCCUAUUUCAACUGCUGACUUGGUAAAAAAGGGGUUUUUACCACUGCUGAUAUACGUACUGCUUUAACUUGAGUUCAGGGUACAAAUAUUGAUAACCACAUAAAAAUAAUACAGGACGUACAGAGAAAUUCAAAGUGAACACCUAAGUCUCGACAAAGAUUUUUGGAAACAUUUUCUAACUGAAGCAUUGUCCAUCCAUUGUGAUACUUACUGACUUUUUUUCUGUUACGUUGUAGGAACAACCUGACGGUGUUCGACAUGAUGAUGGUGCAGGGCUACGGGGCCAAAGAGCUGCUGAGAGUUGGAGGUAAACUUCCAGGCCCAGGAGCAUCUCUGCGCUUCAAUGUUCCGCAGUCGACUCUCAUGGAGUGUCGAGAUGGUGAGACUGUUUGAACUUCCUGUUUCCACAUGACUGUAGAGUAAUCAAGUUUCGAGGUGCCUGUUUACUGUUAACAGUAAGAGAAAGUGAUACAUCAAACAGACGGAUCCUGUGUGUCGUAUCCAGGUCUGCGCUCCAACAAGCCGCUGUUUGCCAUCAGGAAGAGUUUUAAAGUGGAGAAUGCAGGCGAGCUUCCCCUGACUGUCAUGUCCAUGAAUAUAAACGGAUAUAAGUGUCAGGGAUUUGGAUUUGAGGUCCUGCAAUGUCGCCCCUUCAGCCUUGACCACAACGGCUCCUCUGAGAUCACUAUUGCGUAAGUUUGCUCAGGUUUACAGUGGAUACCCUUUCUACUGUCGAAACUUCAAACAAUGUUUCUUAAUGCUCACUUUUGUCCUGUAUCAGUUACUGAGUUCAUGAAAAAAAUAUUUUCUCUGUCAUUGUGGAAGGGUUGACAUCCGAUGCAUGUUUCCCUUUUCUUAUUACUUCCCCCUUCACUUCCUCGUCCUGCUUGUUUCUUCUUCCUCUUCUUUUCUAUCUUCUUGUUCCAUCUUUUACCCACUCUACCUUUUUCUUGAUUUUAUCUACCUUCCUGUGUCCUCAGGUUCACCCCAGACUUCACCUCAUCCUGGGUCAUCCGGGACCUCACCUUGGUGACGUCACGCGGCACUUCCUUCCCAUUCACUCUGAAUGUGACGCUGCCACACCACAUGCUGCCUCUCUGCGCUCAGGUGGUGCCCGGUCCCAGCUGGGAGGAAACUUUCUGGGUGGUCACACUUGUCUUCACAUGGUAAGUAGUACAUUGAAUGCUCCCACAGUCCUCUCCCAAAUACAUUUAGGUGUUUGAAAGAAACUCUACUGACAUUUUGUGAACUGGACAGAUCAGCUGUUGACAUUAAGUUUGUGAAUGUGCAGACAUGGAGAUCCCAAACCAGUCACAAUUACCACAAGGUUUUAAGUGUGUGUAUCAGAGGAGUUAUUCUUAAUCGGUAACCCGUGUCUGUACUUUGUUUCUGUUUCAGCUUCUCUCUGUUUGGUGUGUGUCUGAUGGCUUUUCAUCAGGCUCAAUACAUCCUGAAUGAGUUUUCCACUCCCAGCAUCAGGAGCAACCACAACUCUGUCCUGUCACGGGAUAACGGCCCUGUCAAUAAUAUCACCCCCAAUGGAGUGAAGUAUGUCCCACAUUCAUCCUCGACUGUUGACUACUCACCUUAAAGGGAUAUUCCGGCGCAAAAUUAAUUUAGGGUCAAACACACUGUAACACUGAGUUAGACACCCCCUCAAGAGAUGAAUUUUGCCGACCGCUUGCUUCUCUAGUUAUACCAACUUUAGUAACGACCGCAUGAUAGCAAUACACAGCGGUCUGAGGAGCCAUACACAAACCUCAACCAAAAUGCCACUCUAUAGCCACAAAUAAUGCUCAGAACAGCACCUAACUUCAUCAACAGUACAUAUAGGGUCCCAGCCAUAGUGCUAGCCAUCAAACAUCUUUUUAGCUUUGCCUAAUUUCUUUAGCAAAGAGACUAAACACAACUCACCUACUCUCUUCCAUCAGCCGUUUGUUUGUAGCGAGACCUCAGACUAGUCCUUCAUUGACAACAGCAGGGUGACACAGCUCAAGGAAGAACAUUUAUGAUCAUUUCUUCAUGCAAAUGCAAUCAGACCGAGACGCUAAAGCAGAAGAACUUCCGCAUCUGCAGUGGAAAUAAAGUAAUGAUCAUAAAUGUUCUUCCUUGAGCUGUGUCACCCCGCUGCAGUCAGUAGCUGCGUUUCCAUUACCCAUAGAUUUGCGCAAAACCUAAAUAUCGCAAUAGAAAACUGGUAAUGGAAACAGCUAAAUUUCGAAAAACCUCUCAAGUAUUGCUAAAAAGUUUUUACGCUCUCAUGAGGUGGUUUUUCAGACGUGUCGAUAUAGAAGUAUAUCGCAAAAGUGUAAUGGAAACACUAUUCUCGCAAUUCUCUGUCACCGAACGUGACGUAGCGGGUCGUGUGAUCAGUUCAUUUCAAGCAAAGAUGACGCGGUAUGUGUGGACGGGGGAGGAGACGGAGUUAUUUCUGAAGUUUUGAAUUGUAUUUGUAUUUUCUUAAGUGUUGAAUCCACAAUUCGUCUGUGAAUUCCUCAUUAACGAUCCUCUCCCAGAAAUCCCUCAUCCGUGUCCGCUCCCAUACAUUCGGGCUUUGCCUUUGAAUUAUCACCCGCUGCCUUCGUCUUCUGAUGACAGCAGCGGCAACAGCAGUAAUGGUCACAGAAAUAGCUGCUCCAAAACGCAAAAUGUUUUGUGUCUCGUCCAUGUUGGUGUGCAAAAAGGCUUAAGGAAUACGAGCUCGCAAGGGCAGGAAGUUUACCUCGUUGCUAGGCAACGGCCAUUCAAACACAGCUCGCUUAUGCACUGAACACCAUUCAAUGGAAACACCCGCAAAUCGCAAUUGUACUUUGUCGAAAUUUGAUAAACAUCGCUUUUAUUUUGCGAAAAAAUGUAAUGGAAACGCAGCUAGUGAUGGACUAGCCCGAGUUCUCACUACAAACAAGCAGCUGCUGGAAGAGAGUAGGCGAGUUGUGUUUAGUCUCUUUGCUAAAGAAAUCAGGCAAAGUUAACAAGAUGUUUGGUGGCUAGUGCUGUGGCUGAGACCCUGUAUGUACUGUUGAUGAAGUUUGGUGCUGUUCCCAGCAUCAUUUGUGGCUAUAGAGUGGCGUUUUGGUUGAGCCCGUGGCUCCUGAGUCCGCUGUGUAUUGCUAUUGUGUGGUUGUUACUAAAGUUGGUUUAACCAGAGAAGCAAGCGGUUGGCAACAUUCAUCUCUUGAGGUUGUUUAACUCUGUGUUACAGUGUGUUUGACCCUAAAUUAAUUUUACACCGGAUUAUCCCUUAAACAUCAAUACUGUGUAAUCUUUUCUGACAUAACCAUUCUCUCGUUUCUUUCUUGUUUGUGCAGUAAAACCAAGGGUAGUUGUAAGAGCUACGUGGAAACCAGUCACACAUCAGACAAAGGUAAGGGGCGGGGCUCUCCAGCCUUGGCCAACAGCCCCGCCCCACGUCCUCAAUCUUCAAAGAAAGGAUCAUCCAUUACCCCAUCCCAGUCCCAGAAGAAACACAAAGUUUCACUUUAUUACACCAAAUACAAGUCCAGCUCAUCCACCGCAGCAGCUGGAGCUGUGCUGGUGGAUGAAGAGCAGGAAGACCUUACACCAGACCCUCCCCUGACCCCAGACCCUGAUAUCUGCAACAACAACGAGCCAGCUUUCAUCAGCGAGCUGGACAAAAAGAUACCUGCAGACUUUAAAGAGGAGCCCCACAGCACUAUAGAAGAUAGAGAGCCAGCAGCAGUUAUGUUUCCCAUGGAAAUGCCUGCUGGUUUCCCUGAUAACGUCAUGUUGAGCCCGGGACCCAGACCAGGCCUGCUGGUUUGCAGUCCCAUUGAUAAAAGCUGCACCGAGCACUAUGCAGAGAAGAUCGACUCUGAGAAAAGGGACAAUACUGAAAUGGAGGUAUGUAAGGUGUUGAAUGUAUUUAUCUUACUUGUUCAUCCAUGUUCUUUGAAAAACCUAACACCCUGUAAAAAAAUUUAAAAAAAUAAAAUAAAAAGCAGUAAUGACAACUUGCUUUUUAUCUGUUUAGUUAAGAGAAAAUGAAAAAGGGCAGAAGAAGAAGGUACAGAGUGCAGAGACUGGCACCGCAUCAGGAAAUAAUAAGGGAAAGAGUCGUCGCAGAAAGACAGAAACUGUCCCCAGGUAAAAGACAUUUCUGCUUUAGAUUCAUCCACGAAUUAAUGCACUUCUUUCAUGCAUUAUUAUGAAGGUGUCAUGAUGCUUUUGUUGAUUGUGUUAACUUUCAGAAAAUCUGCAAAUGAAUUGAUUAAAUGGCAACUGAUAUACAGGUGAAGCCCUAACAGUGAGAUAAUCUGAAUUAAUAUUUUUCGUCUGCCGUAGUGCUCCUGGGCACAGUGUAGUAGGGAUGCCAGAGAGGGAGAAGGAACCUGAAUGGAAAACAGGAGAACGCAACAUCAAUGGAACCCGCAACAGGAACCGCUGCUGCAACAGCUCCAAGUUAGAAGCGCCAAAGCCUGGACAGAUUGCCGAGAGCCACCUCAAACAGAACGGUGGGUGUCCUCACCCUUAUCACAGUCCAGCAGAACUAACCCAACAUCAGCGCUUUGGUGUUCAUGUCUUUGUCUUUGCGGAUGUCCAGCAGGUGUGUGUCCUAUUCGUACUCGACGCAAGUGUCCCACGGAGCGACGCAGCGCCGGAGUGUGCGAGUCAGGCUCAGACUCAGGCAGCUCAUCAGGCAGCGUCAGGGCCAGCAGAGGGAGCUGGGGCAGCUGGAGCAGCGCCAGCAGCAUUGAGGGGGACAAAGACCCGAGUGCCCGCACACACGCCUGCACUACCUCAUCGAGAAAAAGUGAGUGAGACCCUGUACUCAACCAUAUCAAGGAGAAUUAGAGCUUUUAACUACGUGUCGACACCCACAGGUUUCUUGUUAAUACUUUACAAGUAUCGAGAACCAGAGAAUCAUCUGUAACUGUAAUGUUAUGUUUUAUUUCACAGGGGAAUCCACACAGUACGGCGUCUACCCAGCAGAGCAAGACUGCUAUCAGAACAUGAAAGCGAACUACAAAGCUCACAGGUACCUCAACAAACACACAUUAAAGCUUUUAGCAGUUCUCUAAAGAUGAAUCACUCUGCAUGUCACUCUUAUUGUAGACAGGAUUUGCUGCUCCUUUUUUUGAAAUGUGUUUUUUACGUAAAUCAUGCUAAAUGUUAGGGCUGCACGAUGUAUCGUUUGAGCAUCGUCAUGGCGAUGUACAUGUGCGCGUUAGUCACACUGCAGAGCCUGCGAUGUAGGAGGCUAAUGAACUCAUCUAAUUUCAAGGAUUUCUGACUGAGAUACUCUGCAUGUGACUCUGCAUGUGCUGUGCAGCGAUCCACCAAUCACAUUCAUUCUUUACUCAGUUGCCAAUGAGACUACCCUGCUAGGUGUCAAUCAAAAUCAGAGAGGAGGAAACCACGCCCCUGCACAUGGAGCGAGUCGCUAGCGCUGCCGGUGUUGUGCCGAGACGUGUGACCGCUGAGAAUUACUUUCAGAACAUUACUCAUCACUAUUUAGCUCCACAAAUAAGAAUUUAUGGGUUUUAAGUUGUACAUAUCCGUGGACCACUCUAAUAUAAGCGGUGCACGUUUUGCGAGGGGCAUGCAAUUCCCAGCGGACAUGCAUUUCUCGGCACAACACCAGGAACAACCACAACCAUUGCAAAAUGAGAAAUGAAAAAGAGAAAACCACCAAAAAUGAAGACUUGUUGGCAAAAAGAAAAGCAACGUCAGUUAUCUGGAAUUAUUUCAGUUAAAAGAAGAAACACAUGUUCUGUGUCAGCAGUGCCUUCUAUCCGUUGCCACAAUAACAUCCCAGCAAAAUAAAAGCAAGUUCAAAAUAUCUCCCAGACAGACAGAAGCCAUUCUACUAACAUUUUCAGUUCAGCAUGACAUAAAGUGUUAUUCAGGUCAUCUGGUGAAAAUUCCUCUAUUUUUUUAAUGUCGCAAUAUAUAUCACAGUGUUGGAAAAAAAAAUUGCAAUGUUAGUUUUUUCCAAUAUCGUGCAGCCUUACUAAAUAUAAAACUUUGAGGAUAAAUGAGAACAAGGAGGAUGGAUAAUGUUUCCUCUGACUGAAGAACUCCACAAAGUUCAAAUAUAGUUUCAUACAACAGAAAUGUAUUUUCUUUUUAUUACUAAAAAAUAUCCUCCUUGUGAGGACUCGAUUAGAUGUUACUAGAGGUUAAUGUGUUUAUUAUGAACAUAGUCAUCUGAAGAAAACUAGAGGAAAUUCACUUUUCUCCUCAGACUCUCUCGGCUUGACUUUUGCACAUUUUCUUUUGUAGCAUGAAUAUCUUGUAUUGCAAAGAGGUUUGCCAAAGCCCAGACCCCACAGCUCCCAGCUUUGCCCCGAGUUUUGCUGCAGUUGCUGCAGGAGUGGACAGGAACACAGGUAAAGACAUGAACUUAUCAGAACAUAUUAGUUUAGUCACACCUGCCAAUGGCUUCAACAUUUCCUUUGACAUGAACUGAAAUGUUUUUUCAUGCCUCUCUCAGACCUGACAGGUCAGUAUCUGCCUGAAGAGCAGUGGUCUGCUCCAUCCAUCCCUCUCACCAAUGAGUUCAGAUACAACACCACUGAAGCUCUGCCCUACAUACCUCAGCCAGCAACCACCGCGCCAUACAGCGGGUAGGUUUUUAAGUGCAGGUGAAAGUUGAAUUCCACCUCAAGAAACUGAUGUGAUAAAUAAACAGAAAAACAGGAUGUGAAGCUCGGUGUUCAGAGGAGUACAUCGCAGUAACAGAAAGGACAGGAAGGAGGGGCUUGAAUUUUUAAAUCAAUAAUCCACCAGUGUUUUGUUAAUCAUGACAAACUGUAGUUCCUUCCUGGUUUGGUAACUGAUUCUGGUUUAUAGUUUGAAUAAUGACCCUCUUAGCCCCACACUUCUGUGUCAGUGUAGUAAAGUCGGUCAGUGUUGAGUUUUUAUCUCUCUCUCUCUGUUGAAACUGUUGCAUCAAAUGCUUCCUUGUUUCUUGCAGGUUCACUUGGAGUAGUGCCAACAGCCAUUGCAACAGUCCCUACACCUACUGUGAGGAGAACAACUACAUAGGUACAAACACCUGACUUAAAUUUGAUCAGAGAGAAGACCCAAAAUAUCAGGAGUUCAGCAUUUUCUCCGUAAUCUUACAGGUAAUGGAACAUUUACGAGUGGCUACCCCGGUCAGGAGAGUCAGAAUGCACACUGCAGCCAGACCAACUGGAGUGAGGAACAGCCUCAGGAAUCACCCUCAACCUGGGAAACAGCAGCCUGUGUGGGCAGCAAGGUGAGAAGUCACACCACUGAAAUACCGGGCUGCUCUCCUGUCGUAUUCAAAUCUGUCUCAUCGAAUUUCAGAUAAGGAGGAGAAUCAAAAGUCUCCUUCUGGGUGCAACAAAGUCAGAGAGGUGCUUCACUCUGGUAGAGGGUUUUAUUUGAGUAAAGAUUCUUGCAGUUGGACUUCUUAAGUUUAUUUAUGCUAUUAAAAAAUGAGGGAUGUCUAAACCACAAAAGGUCACAGUAUGACCAAAAUAGUCAUACAGGAUGUGGUGAAAAAUGUGUUAGGUCUAAACAAAAUAAUCGUUACAGCCAUGAUUCAGAUGAGCGAGCACAGUUCAGACACUAAGGUAGAGUAAGUCGUACCCGAGCUGCCAACAGUACCUGUUGACAGUGAACUGAAUCAAAGAGCAGCAGAUGAGGAACUACAGCUGCUGAGACGACUGCCUUUGCUGUGAUGACACUGCAAAAGAGACACCUUUGGGAUGUUGCACAGACAGAGAUGUGAGUGUGAAACAUGGACUAGACAGCUGUCUCAAACCUGUCACAAUGAUCACCGUCUUCUUAUCAACCUGUCUCCUAACUUCUGUCUGCUCAAAGCUCCUGAUGACCAGCCAACACCGGAUUAAUUUCCGUGAUUCACAUACUAUACUAAGAGGAAGUUACCUACUCUUGUACUUUGACCACUGCAGUAAGAUUCUGGUUGGAAAUGAGGAACAAGUCUGUGUGGUUUCAUCAAGUCAUGAAGUUUCACUUAAACUGGCUUAGUAUGUACUUCUCCCUGAGUGGAGCUUCUUCUUUUCUGUACAGAUGUUGAGAACACGGUUUUCCUCUUAUUAUUUAGGUACUCUGCCGAAUGCUGAACUGAAUUACAGUAUUUCUGUUUCAGGGGGAAUUUUAGCUCAUGCUGUGCAAACGUAUUUUUGCUUGUACUUCCUAGCUUAAUUUUUAAAUAGUUUAGUUGUUUUUGUAAGCAAUUGCAUUUUGACUUAAUAAACAAUUUACCAAGAUUCUUCAGAAAUAGUCUCUCCAGAUUUUCAACCAAAUAUGAAGAAUGUAUGCUAAAGAAAGCUCUGUAAAUGUUACAGUAGUUUCACACACCUCUGGACCGGGCAGAAACUCGCUAAAAUACUCUAGUUUUAAAAAGCUGCUCUCAUCAACUCUCUCUUUGUCUUCCUCCACAGCCAUACUUCUCUGGGACCCGCAGCCUCUCCCCAAUGUCCAGCCUGUUUGGAUCCAUCUGGACCCCUCAGAGCGAGCCCUACCAGAGCCACCACUUCCAGCCCGAGCGAUCCGCCCCCAUCUCCCCGGUGUCCCCCAUCACCCCUCCUCACUCUCCCUUCAGCAGGGAGCAAGAGGGGAGGUGCGCUCCCAUCCAGUACCCCGGCUUCCACCCGUUCGGCCCUCACAUGAACCUGGACAUCUGGAACUCUUCCUCCAACCGAAGCUCCAACUCACAGCUCUCCAACGACUCUGGCUACUGCGGAGAUGUUUAAUAUAAAAAAACAAAAAAAACAAACGGCAGCCCUUAACAAUGAGUGCAAACAUAAAACAUUGAUAUGUUAAAGAAAGGAAAUAAAAAUGAAUGUUCUUUUAUCAUAAAUGGGGGAAAUGUGAAUAUUCCUAUUCUUUUAUGUUCUCAUUUUCAAAUGUUAAAUGUUGUGAAAGGUUCAGCAUUUGUUGUAUAUUUUUCUAGAUGUUUUGCAGUUUUGUUCAUAGAAAAUAAAAAAAAAGGUUUUGUAUUUGAA
Molecule: messenger RNA, 31555 nt
Organism: Xyrichtys novacula (pearly razorfish)
Lineage: Eukaryota; Metazoa; Chordata; Actinopteri; Labriformes; Labridae
Source: the annotation of a GenBank genome assembly